Molecule: messenger RNA, 854 nt
Organism: Racocetra persica
Lineage: Eukaryota; Fungi; Glomeromycota; Glomeromycetes; Diversisporales; Gigasporaceae
Source: the annotation of a GenBank genome assembly
UGUUUUACUCCUUAAAGGUCUUAAAGAUAUUAAUAUUGCUCAUUACUCUUUGACUUUUCAUGAACGAAUAACUAGCCAAUUUUCCAAUCGUCAAUCUAAACCUUGGCAUAUUGCAACAAAAUUAUUUCGUGAUAAUAAAACUGCGGCUGCUGGAACACCAAAACUUAUUCAUUCUUUAGUAUUUAGUCACGAUAAUGGUAAAGUUUAUUGCCUUGCCGAUGAUGUAAUGAUCGAAGCUGAACAUGAGUUAGAAACUAUUUUAUCAAAAUUGAAAAAUUUAUGGGUUAUUAAAAAGGAUGUAAAAUUUGAGGGAUUUUCUUACAACAUUGGUGACUUUAUGGUUCGAACUAUUGAUGUCAGGCAUAAAGGAAUUCUCGUUGAAAGGGAUUUGGGGUUUCGUCAGGGAUUUGUUUUUCGUCUUUCGCCACUUUUAGGUUUCAACUUUCGUCAUUACGUAGAAAAGGUUUCACACAACAAUUAUAAAUCAAGAAUUCGAACUUUAUUCAAUGAUCACUCACAAAUAUCCUCGCGUCCACCUAAGCUCCUACCAUAUCCGCAAUAUAGACGAGUUAAAAGAGUCCCACCUUUUUACAAAAAAAAAAAAUUUUGGAUAUAUUCUGGUGGAAUAGGAAUUCUUUUUACAGUAUAUUAUGUAAACCAUUUAGAAGUCGUGCCAAUAAGUAAUCGGCGACGAUUUAUGGAUGUAACCCCUAAGCAAGAAGCAAAAUUAGCACAACAAGCAUACUCGGAAAUAAUGAGGCGGUAUCGACAUAAUAUUUUGCCAAGCUGGGAUCAUCGUACAAGAUUUGUAAGAACUGUUGCUCAGCAAAUUAUAAGAGUUAGUGGAAUGGAAG